Messenger RNA from Acanthamoeba castellanii str. Neff, 1317 nucleotides. RefSeq names its product 2amino-3-ketobutyrate coenzyme A ligase. The transcript has 15 exons. The record is from RefSeq and is a predicted model, not a curated record. Gene Ontology annotation, biological process: L-threonine catabolic process; biosynthetic process. Bases 1 to 1317 code for a protein of 438 amino acids. Gene Ontology annotation, molecular function: pyridoxal phosphate binding; glycine C-acetyltransferase activity. NCBI's taxonomy places the organism in Eukaryota, Discosea, Longamoebia, Acanthamoebidae.
AUGCGCCGUGUUGUAUCAAAGUGCCCUGUUACUCUUGGUCAGCGGGCCGCCGCGCAAGGCGCGAUUCGUCUGUACGCCGGCAAGUCAAGUGGUGCAUCGGUCUAUGCCGCUACGUUGCAGCCCCGUUUGGACCAGGCGCUCAAGGAAAUUGAGGAGGCAGGGCUCUACAAGAGGGAAAGGACUAUCGUCACUCCUCAGAGCUCUUCUAUCAGCGUCAAGGAGCGCUCUGAGCCUGUCAUCAACUUCUGCGCCAACAACUACCUCGGUCUUGCUGACAGCCAGGAGCUGAUCGACGUGGCCAAGGAUCACUUGGACAAGUUCGGCCUGGGUCUUGCUCCGUCCGUUUCAUUUGCGGUGUGGCUCCCACGUACGCAGAGCAUCCACAAGGACCUCGAGAAGAAGAUCGCGGAGUUCCACAAGACCGAUGACACCAUCUUGUACACGAGCUGCUGGGACGCCAACGGUGGUAUUUUCGAGACCGUGUUGGGCGAGGGCGACGCCGUCAUCUCCGACGCGCUCAACCACGCUUCGAUUAUUGAUGGUAUCCGCCUGUGCAAGGCCAAGAGGUUCCGUUACAAGCACUUGGACAUGGCCGACCUGGAGGAGCAGCUCAAGAAGGCCGACGGUGAGGGGGCCAAAGUCCGCAUGAUCGCCACCGAUGGCGCCUUCAGCAUGGAUGGUGACGUGGCGCCCUUGGACAAGAUCUGCGCCCUUGCCGACAAGUACAAUGCCCUUGUGAUGGUGGACGAGUCGCACGCUACUGGCUUCUUCGGACCUACUGGCCGCGGUGUGCCCGAGUAUUUUGACGUCAUGGACCGCAUCGAUGUCACCAACUCCACGAUGGGCAAAGCGCUCGGCGGUGCCACUGGAGGCUACACCACCGGCAGGAAGGCGAUCGUCGACCUCCUCAGGCAGAGGUCUCGCCCUUACCUCUUCUCCAACUCUCUGCCGCCUGCGCUUGUCGGCGCCACCCUCCGAACCUUUGAGCUCCUCACCACUUCGACCAAGCUGAGGGAUCAGCUGGAGGCCAACACCGCUCGCUUCAGGCAGGGCAUGAAGAAGGCCGGCUUUAAUGUGCUGGGUAAUGACGCUCACCCGAUCUGCCCGGUGAUGCUGGGCGACGCUCGCCUCGCCAGCAAGAUGGCCGAGGAGAUGCUGGCCCACAACAUCUACGUCAUCGGCUUCUCUUUCCCCGUCGUUCCCAAGGGCGAGGCCCGCAUCAGGGUGCAGCUUUCUGCCAUCCACACGCCCGAGCAGAUCGACAAGGCCAUCGCCGCCUUCACCGCCGUGGGCAAGAAGCUCAACGUCAUCGCCUGA